Molecule: messenger RNA, 5750 nt
Organism: Sorex fumeus (smoky shrew)
Lineage: Eukaryota; Metazoa; Chordata; Mammalia; Eulipotyphla; Soricidae
Gene: SREK1
Product: splicing regulatory glutamic acid and lysine rich protein 1
Exons: 11
Coding region: 720-2264 (514 amino acids)
Cellular component (GO): nucleoplasm
Molecular function (GO): RNA binding
Source: RefSeq, a predicted model, not a curated record
CAUAGGAAUUAGUGUCUAAGGUUAUUUUAGUGGAGUUGUUAGGCAAUUUAAAUGUUUAUAAGCAAACCGUUUAGGCAUUAACGACCCCUCUUCAAAUAAGUAUACAUGAAUUUAUUCUAAAGUUAGUAGUGUAAAAAGAUGACUGAGAAUAGGGAGCUUUUUUGGUUAAUCAUGCUUGAAAAUGUUAGCGUUCACAGAGGCAUUUUCUUGGGAACUGAAUUUUUGGGGCACCUCUAUUGUUGGUGAGUUGCCAUAUAAAUGAAACAAGUGAAAGCCUCUGUUGAAGCUGUUAAGUUGCUGUAGGCUUUAGUUUUUUUCUUCUGUCUACUUGAAUUGAGUCUUUAGGAAUAUUAUCAAAAUUGUUUGCACCACAAGUAGGUAGUUUCAGUAACAGGAGCACUCGGUGAGGGACAAAUUUCAAUUCGCACAUAUUUGUUUUUUCUUUUUCUUUUUUUUGACUAAUUUGGUUAUUUGCCAUUUCUGGGGAUUAAACUUUAAAAAAUGUUCUUCUUUUCUGUAUCUGAUGUUCUGUGUGCUAUUAGUGAUGCAGCCAACACGAACGGUUGUCAUGUGUAACACAACUUUCGAUCACCGCGAAAACACCGUCCUGGGAAAGCGUCCAUGCUUGAUAUCGUUUGGUUCAUGAACAUUAAGUUUCCAGUACAGGUAAAAUCCCAGAGGAAUCCAAAGCCCUCUCUUUACUAGCCCCUGCACCAACCAUGACAAGCCUGAUGCCCGGUGCGGGCUUGCUUCCCAUACCCACUCCGAAUCCCCUGACCACACUGGGUGUUUCACUUAGCAGCUUGGGAGCUAUACCAACAGCAGCACUAGACCCCAAUAUCACAUCUAUUGGAGAGAUUCCACAGCCUCCACUUAUGGGAAAUGUUGAUCCUUCCAAAAUUGAUGAAAUUAGGAGAACAGUCUAUGUUGGCAAUUUGAAUUCCCAGACAACAACAGCUGAUCAACUACUUGAAUUUUUUAAACAAGUUGGAGAAGUGAAGUUUGUGCGAAUGGCAGGUGAUGAGACUCAGCCAACUCGGUUUGCUUUUGUGGAAUUUGCAGACCAAAAUUCUGUCCCAAGGGCCCUUGCUUUUAAUGGAGUAAUGUUUGGAGACAGGCCACUGAAAAUAAAUCACUCCAACAAUGCAAUAGUAAAACCCCCUGAGAUGACACCUCAGGCCGCUGCUAAGGAAUUAGAAGAAGUAAUGAAGCGAGUGCGAGAGGCUCAGUCAUUUAUCUCAGCAGCUAUUGAACCAGAGUCUGGAAAGAGCACUGAAAGAAAAGGCGGUCGAUCUCGUUCCCAUACUCGUUCAAAAUCCAGGUCUAGCUCAAAAUCCCAUUCUAGAAGGAAAAGAUCACAGUCAAAACACAGGAGUAGAUCCCAUAAUAGAUCACGCUCAAGACCAAAAGAUAGACGAAGAUCUAAGAGCCCACAUAAGAAGCGCUCUAAAUCCAGGGAGAGACGGAAGUCAAGGAGCCCAUCACAUUCACGGGACAAGAGAAAGGACACCCGAGAAAAAAACAAGGAAAAGGAAAGAGUAAAAGAAAAAGAUAGAGAAAAGGAAAGGGAAAAAGAAAGAGACAGGGAAAAGGAACGAGAAAAGGAAAAAGAACGGGGUAAAAACAAAGAUAAAGACCGAGACAAAGAGCGGGAAAAAGAUCGAGAAAAAGACAAGGAAAAGGACAGAGAAAGAGAGCGGGAAAAAGAUCACGAAAAAGAGCGAGACAAAGAGAAAGAAAAGGAACAGGACAAAGACAAAGAACGAGAGAAGGACAGAUCCAAAGAGGUAGAUGAGAAAAGAAAGAAGGAUAAGAAAUCCAGAACACCACCCAGAAGCUACAAUGCAUCACGAAGAUCUCGUAGUUCCAGCAGGGAAAGGCGGAGGCGGAGAAGCAGGAGUUCUUCCAGAUCACCAAGAACAUCAAAAACCUUGAAAAGGAAAUCUUCUAGGUCUCCAUCCCCUAGGAGCCGAAAUAAGAAGGAUAAAAAGAGAGAAAAAGAAAGGGACCACAUCAGUGAAAGAAGAGAAAGAGAACGUUCAAAUUCUACAAGGAAGAGUUCUAAUGAUAGAGAUGCAAAGGAAAAAUUGGAGAAGAACAAUACUUCACUUAAAGAAAAGGAGCACAAUAAAGAACCAGAUUCAAAUGUGGGCAAGGAAGUAGAGGAUAAGGAUGCAGCAAGGACUGAGGAAAACAAAGUCCAGCAAAAUGGGAAUUGUCAGCCAAAUGAAGAAAACCUCUCCACCAAAUCAGAAACAGUAUAGAAGGGACAAGUGCACCUCUGAAAACAUGCUGGAAUAAAAUCCAAAGCUCUUAAUUCUCAGCAAGAUGUUAAGCAGUGAAGAAAUCCAGUUGAACAGAAAGAUAGGGACAGCUUUUCUGAUUGUUACAAGACUCUGUGCCAUCUUGUUACUGAGUAAGAAAACUAAGCAUGGACAUCUUGAAAAUAACAGAUGUUACUCAAACUCUUCUUCUUCUAAAAUCUACAUUUCCAUGGUGGCUGACACACAUGUCAUGUGGUUUGUUAGUGUUUGCCAAAAAAAAUUACAGAUAAAUGGGACAUAAAAGAUACAAAAUUACACUAUCCGUAAAGACUGGAGAUAAACAAAGGUUCUUUUAAAAAGAUGCUAGUUACUGAAUUUUGUAUUGUUUUGCUUUCUUUUUAAAUUUCAGUAUAUACAGAUUAAUGAUGUGCUUGAAAUCGGUGCAAAUAUAUACACACCCUUGUAAGUGCAGAAUAUGUAAGACGUUUUAUUAUUACUUCACAGAAUUUACAGUGGUUGUGUUAAAUUUUCACUAUUGUGUUUCCUUUUGCUCACGGUCGGGGCAAGUUUUUCUUUAAAAUAGUUUUACGGAUAAAAAUUGCUUUAAUAAGUGGAUUAAAAGAACAACUGACAAUGCAUGCUACUGUUCUCUUUCAAAGGGAAGAGCAACUGUGUUGAAUACUAACAGUGCAUUAGUAUUCAUUGUUUAGAAUCAUUGGGUCUCCCCACAAAGUAAGCAUCUCAUUUUGAGUUUUCUUGACAUUUCAAAGCUUAUUAUGAAUAAUACUGCAGUGUAUUUUGUCAGCUGUAGAUGGCUAAGGUGCCGUUAUAAACGAAACAAAACCCGAGUUUUCAAAAUGGGCUAUGGGAGCACAAGCUAAAGCUUUAGUGCCUUCUACAAUGUGGUAUACUGUUUUUCUAGAAUUUUAUAUAUGGUAUUCAUUCUCAGUUCAUGGAAUUUAGAUGGGUAUUCCUUUCACUCCCAUAGAGAAGUGUGUAAGUAGUAUUUCAGAAGAGCUUAUUUCAUCUGAUAAAGAGAGGGAAGUCCUGUUUCCAACAAUGAAUUUAAUUAUUAAAACAACAAUGCUGUUUUGGGACCAUCAAUUUUAUACUGUGAUAAUUAAAAAUGAAGCAUGUUCUUAUUUUACUUAAAAUCAGAGUAGUAAAUCCUUCAGUUGUCGAUUUUGGAUGGCCUUAAUUAUUACCUUCAAUCAUUAUUUCAUAAAGUGAUUGUAUGGUUGGUUGUCCUAUACUAACAAUAUGUUUACUUGAGUUUAAAAAUAUAGGUCAUCUGUUCUUAGACUCACUCUUUGCAGAAAGUAUGCAAGUAGUAAAAUGACAACAUUGCUGAUAUUCUCCUCAAACACUUAACUCAUAGUUGAGGAACUUUUCAUCAUUAUAAUUAAAAAAAGAGAUACUUUUAAAUUAGUGUAUUAUUUUGAAAUCAAGUAUAAUUAUUCUCAUGCAUUCUGUUACAAUCAAAUUACUCAGUUGCCUUACCUCAUGGGAAGAGUGAGUUAGAGAUUUAAAAAAAGCUUAGUGGCACAUUGGUUACUUGGUUCCAACUUGAGUUUUCUUUUAAAGUUGAUAAUAUUAAUUGAAAGUGUUUGGUGACAAAAUGAAAAGAAUUGCCCUUAUUACAAGUAAUGAAGUUUGAUUAUGAAGCUGCUUAAUUACUCCUCAUGUUUUCAGAAUUACUGUUUUUCCAAGCCCUCCCCUUUUUGUCACUGUGUAUAUUAAAAUUUUUGAAGAUGCUUUACUAUGUAAAGUAUAAAUGGUCAUUGUAAUCAUUCAGCCACAUACAGUUGGCUGGUAAACAGCUUAUUUCUGAUACAAGGAUGCUUGGGUGCACAUGGAAAGAUUGAAGGAGUGUGUGUCUUGCAUCAACCACUGUCUUAUUUAUAAUAUGUAAGUAGAAUAGAGCAAAUGUUUGGAUCUUUGUUAUUUUUAGUACCAUUUCUCUAAUAAAGCUAAGUAUUUUAGAGGAAAGUAUUUGUUUAUGCGUUUCCAAACAGCCUUAGUUUUGUUUCAGAAUUGUUUUGCAUGGAGAGUACAUGUUUUGUGGUGUCUAUAAAACAAUCAUUUAAAGUCUGAGUCUUUUCCUGUACCCUGAACUCCUGUUUUUUUAAAUGUUGGUAAUUAGCAUAUUUAAUUUGGUUCCUGCUGUUAUUUUUUUUGCUUACAUAGAUUCACCUUUAAAAUAAUUAAAAUGAUUUUUAAAGACUUAUUUGUAAAAGUUGAAUUUGAAUAAAAAAUACAGGAGAAAGUGAAAUCAUUUUUUAAAUGGGCUUAAACAAAAAAAUUCCAGGGUGUAGAAGUAUAGGUAGAGGACGGGGCAGGGUGUUUGUGGGUAAAGUGGUUAUACUUGUAUCUUUUUGUUUACUCAUAAGUGUUAACAUCUUUUUUUUUCUUUCAAGGUGUUCUGUGUUUUCUUUUAUGUAUUACCUCUUUUUCUUUAUCCCAGAUAGGUGUCAGGAACCCUUGAGGUAAGGCCAAGAAUGCAGUCAUUUUACACUUGUUUCCUUCUGUAAUUAUCUUUUUCAGCUUAAUUAUACAGAGUACACUCCGUUCUUUAAAUUGUAGUUGCUGUUCAUCAUUCUAGAACAAUUCUGUUGGUCCUCUUGUUUUCUUUUCAGCAGUGCACACUGAACUAGUAACAUCAGGUCUUUCACAAGCUAGAGAAAACAAAUACAGAUCUGUCUAUAAUUGUAAAACUAGUCAGGUUGUGAUUUUCUAUUCAGAAUUAUUUUUUCAGGGGAUUUAAUAUUAAUUUUCAGACAUGUCAGAGACUUAUAUUUUGACAUGCUUAAUUAAAUUAAAAACUGGCAUAGUUGAUAAUUUUUGUUCACUGAAAUAAUUUCUUUUGUGUUAAUAGUCAUCUUAGAAUCCUCAUUUCGACAUACAUGUUGCUAUCUUAAAUCUCAAACAACCUUAAUUCAAAUUGUCAACUGAGUAUGUUCAAAUAUAAGGAUUAUGAUGUGUAGUGAUAGGCUUUUGAAAGUUUUAAAGUAUUCUAUUAGAAAUAAUGUGAUUCUGAUUUACAUUGUGUGCGUGUGUGUGGUGCAGGUUGUAUAACCCAGGACUUUCACACACACAAGGCAAGUACUCUUCUGCUGUGCUAUAUUCCUGAUCUGACUAAACCUUUAUUUAGUUGCUGAAUUAGGAAUAAUGAAGUUUGGGAAAGGUGCAUUGAGUAACAACACUUCAGUGAGUCAUUUCUUAUAUUUUCAAUAAAAUAAUCAUGUGGCUUAUAAAAUAGUCAUUUCUAUAGUUACGUUCCUUGUGUGUUUUAGAAUUUUUUUAAUUUUUACUACUUAUCUACUUAGUAUUUUCUUGUGUUUACUAAUGUAAUCACGUAAAAUUGUUUAUUUUCAAAUUUUAAAAGUUAGUGCUCUUAAAAAGGGCUGAAUUAUAUUUCUGGAAACAGGAGUUGAGUAUAAAUGUAAUAAAAGAAUCUUUUAAAAUAAAAUUGACUUCCCUACUUAA